AUGAUUCAAGAAGGUAUCUCACUUGGUGUUGAACUGGAAGGACCAAAGGAGAGGUUGCAUCUAGUUAAAGCAAAUCUAGUGAAGAAGGUUCCUUUGACUCUGCUGUGGAAGCUCUGUGAGGGCGUCUUUCAUACUGCCUCUCUCCUGUCUCUGUUGAUGUCAAAGACCCUCAGACAGAACUCUAGGGCCAGCAGUGAAAGGAACUCUCAAUGUUCUAAAGUCAUGUGCAAAUCGACAAUCUUUGAAACGAGUUGUUAUGACUUCUUCCAUGGCUACAAUGUUUGUAAUGGAAAGCCCAAGACUCCUGAAAUUGUAGUUGAUGAAACCUGGUUUUCAGAUCCAGAAUUUGUGAUGAGUAUGAGCAUUGAAAUUCCUUCGGCUAGUGGAAGAUAUUGUUUGGUUGAGUCAGUGAAGCACCACUCAGAAUUGUGA
Molecule: messenger RNA, 432 nt
Organism: Neltuma alba
Lineage: Eukaryota; Viridiplantae; Streptophyta; Magnoliopsida; Fabales; Fabaceae
Exons: 3
Coding region: 1-432 (143 amino acids)
Source: RefSeq, a predicted model, not a curated record